Anarrhichthys ocellatus (wolf-eel) is the source of this 4377-nucleotide messenger RNA. RefSeq names its product potassium voltage-gated channel, KQT-like subfamily, member 5a (gene kcnq5a). Gene Ontology annotation, molecular function: voltage-gated potassium channel activity. Gene Ontology annotation, biological process: potassium ion transmembrane transport. Lineage: Eukaryota; Metazoa; Chordata; Actinopteri; Perciformes; Anarhichadidae. The transcript is spliced from 15 exons. Gene Ontology annotation, cellular component: membrane; voltage-gated potassium channel complex. The record is from RefSeq and is a predicted model, not a curated record. The coding region runs from base 568 to 3375 and encodes 935 amino acids.
UCCACAAACCAACGGGUGACGUCACGAUGACUACGUCCACUUCUUACAUACAGUCUGUGGUUGGUGGUCCAUAAGCGACUGUAAUUCAAAGUCGCUGUACUGUUCAGAAACAUCACAACAAUGAUGACGUCGAAAAGAAAAGGCUGCAAAAAUAACUUACAGAUCAUUACUUUAAAGGAAUAAAUCUUCCCUCUUCAGCUUUCAGGGAAUAACUGGACUACAGAUCAAACACACACACACAGACACAAACACACAAACACACACACACCAUCAUCAUAAGCAAACUGCUUGUUCAGCCAGUGUUCAGUCCAUUCAUACAGGAUAAGUAGCAGUAACGUAAUAAAGCCUGAUGGAGCUUUACACAGAGCUUAGCCUGGUCCUCUAAUAAUGUUUGGUACGGUCUAAUUCCUGGUUAAUGUAGCCCGGCAGAGGAGAAAUAAUCACCUCAUUGUAGAGCCGGCAGGUUCACUUUCAGCAAUUCUGUGUCACUGCAGAUGUGUGCGUUACCUGAGCUAACAAGACAAAACUCAGUGAUUAGAUUUUAUUUAUUACGCACAGCUGAUUUUAAUGUGUGUGUGUGUGUGUGCGCGUGUGUGUGUGUGUGUGUGUGUGUGUGUGUGCGCAUUUUGUCUCCACAGCUUCGUCCUGGUGUUUGGAUGUCUGGUUCUCUCUGUGUUUUCCACCAUCCCUGCUCACCAGGAAUUCUCUGCACACUGCCUGCUCAUCUUGGUAGAGUUUGUGAUGAUCGUAGUGUUUGGUCUGGAGUACAUCAUCAGGAUAUGGAGCGCAGGCUGCUGCUGCCGCUACCGAGGCUGGCAGGGACGCCUCCGCUUCGCCAGGAAACCGUUCUGUGUCAUAGACAUCAUCGUUCUCAUCGCCUCGGUUGCUGUGGUUUCAGCCGGUAGCCAGGGUAACAUCUUUGCCACGUCGGCGCUGCGUAGCCUUCGCUUCCUGCAGAUCCUGCGCAUGGUGCGCAUGGACCGCCGGGGAGGGACCUGGAAGCUGCUGGGAUCUGUAGUUUAUGCACAUAGUAAGGAGCUGGUGACGGCCUGGUACAUCGGGUUCCUGGUGCUGAUCUUCUCCUCUUUCUUGGUUUAUCUGGUGGAGAAAGAAUUCAACAAGGAGUUCGCCACCUACGCCGACGCCCUGUGGUGGGGCACGAUCACCCUCACAACCAUCGGCUACGGUGACAAAACCCCCCAGACGUGGACGGGACGCUUGUUAUCCGCCGGUUUUGCUCUGCUGGGGAUCUCCUUCUUCGCUCUGCCAGCGGGCAUCCUCGGGUCAGGCUUUGCCCUGAAAGUGCAGGAGCAGCAUCGACAGAAGCACUUUGAAAAGAGGAGGAACCCAGCUGCCAGCCUCAUCCAGUGUGUCUGGCGUAGUUAUGCUGCUGAUGAGAACUCGGUUUCCAUUGCUACCUGGAAGCCUCAUUUGAAGGCAUUGCAUACCUGCAGCCCCACCAAGAAAGAGCAAGGAGAGACCACUUACAGCCAGAAGUUGAGUUUUAAGGAGCGGGUCCGGAUGGCGAGUCCCCGCGGUCAGAGCAUGAAGAGCAGGCAGACGUCCGUCAACGACCGCCAGCGCUCUUCCCCCGGCAACGAGGUGGCGGGCGGCGGCGGCGAGCUGAUGGGCGGGAGUCCGGCCAAAGUGCAGAAGAGCUGGAGCUUCAACGACCGGACUCGGUUCAGGCCGUCGCUGAAGCUGAAGAGCCAGACCCGCACUGCCGUCUCAGAUGUGGACGCAGGCAUGACCACGGAGGACUCCUUUGACGAGAGAGGCUGCCAUUGUGACGUUACGGUGGAGGACCUGUCGGCUCCGCUCAAGGCCGUCAUCAGGGCUGUCAGGAUCAUGAAGUUCCACGUGGCGAAAAAGAAGUUCAAGGAGACGUUGCGUCCGUACGAUGUGAAGGAUGUGAUAGAGCAGUACUCUGCAGGACACCUGGACAUGCUCUGUCGCAUCAAGAGCCUUCAGACCAGACUAGAUACUGUAGUGGGUCCCCCUCCGAGGCCCUUCAGCAGCCGCGCCAAGACCGUUUCCUCUCCCUCCCUGCAUUUAUAUUACAGCCAGGCCCGGAGGAAACAGUCUGCACCGGGACUGGCCAGUGCAGCAGGCUCUGGUCCCAGCCUGAGUAGCCGACCCAGGAACAUGUCCUCUCCUGCGCUGCACUAUUAUUACAACAACCACAGGAAGAAGCUCCCUGUCUCAGGGGUGGAUCAGAUUCUGGGAAAAGGCCAGAUUCCUGUGGAUAAGAAGAUGAGGGACAAACUGCACCCAGACGGAGAUUCUCUGGAGGGCAUGAGCAUGCUGGGCCGUGUGUGUAAGGUGGAGAGACAGGUGACUUCCAUUGAAUCAAAGUUGGACUCUUUGCUGGACAUUUACCGUCAAGUCCUGCAGAAAGGCCCCACGGGGCUCACCCUCUCCUCCCUGCCCCUGUUCGAGCUGGACAACGACCACCAGCACAGCCACUCUGACUAUCAGACCUCCAUCAUCAGGGAUGGAGGGGAUCCAGUGGGGGGCGGCGGCGGAGACGGCAACGGGGGAAUACGUCGUUCUCUCAACACCAACCACAGAGGCCUGCGUCUCAUCCUGGCGCCCGCCGACGACGACUGCCCUCCCGACUCUGCACCUCCAUCCUACCCCCCGUCCACGGCCUCGCUCUCCCCGUCACCCCUGCUGCCUCCCGAUAGCCCCUACCCAACCUUGGUCACCCCCAUUUGUACCUCCAAAAGAGCACACUUCCCCGACCUGCUGCCCCCGCCUCCCUCGACGGGUGGUUUCACCCUGCGGCUGCCCCCCAUGGUGCACCCGUCCCACCUCCGAUGCUCCGCUGAGCCCGUCCCAGAUGAUGUGAGAGUUGAGGGGAGCCUGGGCCCCUCUGUUGUUGUAGAAUCCAGUCUGGAUGCCCACCAGGAAGCGGACAGCGAGGCGGGCCCCGCCCAGAGAGGGGUGCUGCUGCGGGAGAAGACUGGUAUGAAAUCUGAGGGGGUCUGGAGGAGGCCCAUGAGCCUGGAGGUUAACCCGCUGCUGCUGCUCUCGUCCAGCCCAGACGACAGCUCUUCAGACUGGGGAGGAGGUCUCGGGAAGUCCCUCUCCGUGCACAACCUCAGCCAGCCUUUGAUCGGCCUCAACAGCAGCAGCGGCGGCGGCAACGGUAGCAAACGUGGCAACGCCCACAGUGACCUCAGCGACUGGGACGGGACAGAACUCUUCAUUAGGAAGUGCAAGCUGGAGCCAGAGGGAGAACAUUUCAACUUCCUGUCCCAGGGACCCGACAGCAGCCCCUCAGACCUCUUACAGACUGCGGGGGAGUCUGCUCCUCACCCCAAGGGAAACGCAGAGUUUCUCAGUCAGCCCCCACACAUACAGCUGGCAUAACCACACACACACACACACACACACAUUCGCAUACUGUAUGUACACAUCAUCAUUGGGGAAACCACUUUUACAGUAUUUCUACUGGACACUACACAGAUUAUUUUGCGUGUGUCCAGUCAAUGCCUCGUACAUGGACAUACAAUGUUUUUAUAAUUUGUCCAACAUGAUUGUGACCACUUUUUUACAGGGUCCUAAAAUUACCAUAAAUUAUGGGGACGUAUGAAAAAUAUGCAUGAAAGUGGGCAUUUUCACGUAAAACAGAAUACGCAAAAAUAUACAAAUACAAAAAAAAAUUCCUUUAAGAGUAAUUGCUUUGAUGUUAUUGGAUUUUUGCACACAAAAAAAGUUUGUUUCAUAUCGAUCAUAUUUUAAUCAUAUAUUAGUAAAAAUAGAUGGUGAUCAAAUGUAUUAAAUAAAGAACAAGGAAGGUUAACUGAUUUCUGAGCCUAGAAGCAAAUCAGAUAAUUUGAUUCACCAAAAAAACAAACUGAUGUUAACUUUCUUUUUAAAAUAGUUUAGUCCAACUUAUUAAGUCUGAACAUAAACCCAAACCAAAGAAGCCAGUUUGGGCAGAAACAAGCAUGAGUGUUCGUCGUAUAAAUUAAAGAACACCUUGACGAGUACUCGAGUGGAUAAAUACUGUAUGAUUGUCUCACAGCCGAAAAAAAGGUGCAAGUUACAAGAAUGUAGUUAAACCUCAAACAAGCCACUGGAAACUAAAGUUCAACCACUAGUUUCUUAACAUGCAGUGAAACCAGUAGCGCACACACACACACACACACACAAGUAUAUACACACACACACACUGCUCACUCUCUUUGUUCAAUGUCUGUCUUUGGGGAUGUAAAAAUGUCAUCUUUUUACUUUCAUACAUAUCACUGCAUGGACUGUUCCCCCAAAAACACACGAAUGAGAGGAGAGUCCAGCGCCUGGUGUGAUGGGAAAAGCUGUUAAAACCCUCAGCAUGUAAUCAGACUACACUCAUCUGUCAGCAAGUUGUCA